Bactrocera tryoni is the source of this 2882-nucleotide messenger RNA. It is a transcript of the gene Cpr, whose product is annotated as NADPH--cytochrome P450 reductase. The transcript is spliced from 9 exons. Gene Ontology annotation, molecular function: flavin adenine dinucleotide binding; FMN binding; NADPH-hemoprotein reductase activity. Gene Ontology annotation, cellular component: cytosol. Gene Ontology annotation, biological process: response to hormone. Bases 486 to 2504 code for a protein of 672 amino acids. NCBI's taxonomy places the organism in Eukaryota, Metazoa, Arthropoda, Insecta, Diptera, Tephritidae. The record is from RefSeq and is a predicted model, not a curated record.
UUCAUUCGGUUCCAUGCUGGAACGAUGUACACCUGCUGCUCGUCUGCUCUGCUCUGCUCGCUAGUGAUCGCAUAUCGUGCACAAAAUCUGUGAUUGUAUUUGUGAGAUUCUGUGUUUAUAAGCAUUGUUUAGUAAUUAUUUUCUGAUUUAAUCAUUUUUAAUACCUACAAAAAAUAUUAUUUAUUAGUACUUGGAGCAGUUGGUAUUAAUUAUAUUGUGUACUUUAAUAUUUAAAGUGACAAUAAUAUUUUAUAUAAAACUCGAUAUAACUAUAUAAUAAUUUCUCGAUAAAACCAGUAAAUAGCAUUAAACUGCCUAAACUAGUCUAACGUCUCUCACUCCAAAGAGAGGCUUUGUGUGGCUGAAAAUCUUGCAGCUAAAUCGUUCAUUUAAAACGAUACAAAUUUUAACAUAACAUCGUACUAUAUAUGUAUGAACUUGUGGAAUAAUAAUAAGAGAUAAUCGUGUAGCAAAAAGUAAUUGAAAUGUCAGCGGAGAAAAUCGAAGAAAUCCCAGUCGGCGAUGAACCCUUCUUGGGUACAUUGGACAUCGCCAUACUGGUGGCCUUAAUCGCAGGUGCCACAUGGUAUUUUAUGCGUAGUCGUAAGAAGGAGGAGGAACCCAUUCGCUCCUAUUCGAUACAACCUACAACUGUCAGCACCACCAUCUCAUCCGACAACUCAUUUAUUAAAAAGCUGAAAGCUUCUGGUCGCAGUUUAGUUGUCUUUUAUGGUUCUCAAACGGGUACUGGUGAGGAAUUCGCCGGUCGUCUGGCAAAAGAAGGCUUACGGUAUCGCAUGAAGGGUAUGGUAGCAGAUCCGGAAGAAUGUGAUAUGGAAGAGCUUUUGCAAUUGAAAGACAUUCCUAAUUCUCUGGCCGUAUUCUGUUUAGCCACAUAUGGCGAAGGUGAUCCAACAGAUAAUGCGAUGGAAUUCUUUGAAUGGCUUUCAAAUGGCGAUGCUGAUUUGAAUGGAUUGAAUUAUGCGGUAUUCGGCCUUGGCAAUAAAACUUAUGAGCAUUAUAACAAAAUGGCAAUCUAUGUGGAUCAACGAUUGGAAGAGCUUGGUGCUACACGUGUCUUUGAGCUUGGCCUUGGCGAUGACGAUGCAAACAUUGAGGACGACUUUAUUACAUGGAAAGAUCGUUUUUGGCCUGCUGUUUGUGAUUUCUUUGGCAUUGAGGGAGGCGGAGAGGAAGUGCUUAUGCGUCAGUAUCGGUUACUGGAGCAACCAAAUGUACAGCCCGAUCGCAUCUACACCGGCGAAAUUGCACGCUUGCACUCUUUGCAAAAUCAACGUCCUCCAUUUGAUGCUAAAAACCCAUUCCUGGCACCCAUUAUUGUGAAUCGUGAAUUACACAAAGGUGGCGACCGUUCAUGUAUGCAUAUCGAGCUAGAUAUUAAUGGCUCAAAAAUGCGUUACGAUGCGGGAGAUCACGUUGCCAUGUACCCUAUUAAUGAUACCGAAUUGGUCGAAAAAUUGGGAAAACUUUGUAAUGCUGAUCUCGAUACGGUAUUUUCGCUCAUUAAUACUGAUACGGAUAGCAGUAAAAAACACCCCUUUCCUUGUCCUACAACUUAUCGCACCGCUUUGAAACAUUACUUGGAAAUUACUGCCAUACCAAGAACACAUAUUCUCAAAGAAUUGGCGGAGUAUUGUACUGACGAUGCCGAUAAAGAGUUCUUAAGAAGCAUGUCUUCAAUUGCACCCGAAGGCAAAGAAAAAUACCAGAGUUGGAUUCAAGAUGCUUGUAGAAAUAUUGUACACAUCUUAGAAGAUAUCAAGUCCUGCAAACCACCUAUAGAUCAUAUUUGUGAGCUCUUGCCUCGUCUGCAGCCGCGCUAUUAUUCUAUAUCAUCGUCUUCCAAAUUGCAUCCAAAUCACGUGCAUGUAACAGCUGUUUUAGUGCAGUACAAAACACCCACUGGACGCAUAAAUAACGGAGUAGCUACCACAUACUUGAAAAAGAAACAGCCCGGUGACGAAGAUGUUCGUGUACCGGUAUUUAUUCGUAAGUCACAAUUCAGGCUACCUACAAAACCAGAAAUACCUAUUAUCAUGGUUGGACCGGGCACUGGAUUGGCACCAUUCCGUGGAUUCAUUCAAGAGCGUCAACAUCUCCGCGAUGAGGGCAAAAAUGUGGGCGAUACGAUUUUAUAUUUCGGUUGUAGAAAGAGAAGUGAAGACUACAUUUAUGAAGAGGAACUUGAAGAAUUUAUCAAGAAGGGCACGUUGACUAUGAAAGCAGCUUUCUCUCGUGAUCAAAGUGAAAAAGUCUAUGUUACACAUUUAAUUGAAAAGGAUGCCGACUUGAUUUGGAAUGUGAUAGGAGAGAACAAGGGUCAUUUUUACAUUUGCGGUGAUGCGAAAAACAUGGCCGUCGAUGUCAGGAACAUUUUAGUGAAGAUACUUGUGUCAAAGGGUAGCAUGAGCGAAGCUGAUGCUGUGCAAUACCUUAAGAAAAUGGAAGCCCAAAAACGCUAUUCCGCCGAUGUUUGGAGCUAGAAAUUUUGACGAAAAACGUAAAAUCUGAUCAAGUCUUUAGUUCUUGUUAAGUAGAUAAAUUAGUGUUAUGGCUGUUAUGGCGAAAAUGUGUGCAUCUUCAAUGCAUGUGAAAGAAUACCAGAAUAGAUAAGUAAAGCAAAGUACAUCAACAAAAACUAAAAACAGUAAUUUAUUGGGAAGGCAUCACAUUCCUCCAUCUGCAACACCAUCGCAGGCAGAAUCCUUUAUUGUGCCACAUGCAGUUAUUAUUAAAAUACUUGACUACAAUGUAGAAAUUGAAGAAAUAACUAAUUAAGCGAACUUUUAUAACGGACUAAUGGUUUUGGAGUCUUUUAAACACGUGAAAAUACCAAGAAAAUAUAAAUAUUUGUAAGAUGA